Culicoides brevitarsis is the source of this 732-nucleotide messenger RNA. RefSeq names its product putative inner dynein arm light chain, axonemal (gene Dnali1). NCBI's taxonomy places the organism in Eukaryota, Metazoa, Arthropoda, Insecta, Diptera, Ceratopogonidae. Gene Ontology annotation, molecular function: dynein heavy chain binding. Bases 1 to 732 code for a protein of 243 amino acids. The record is from RefSeq and is a predicted model, not a curated record. Gene Ontology annotation, cellular component: filopodium; axoneme. The transcript has 3 exons.
AUGGCUGAAAAAACGACGGAAAUUCAGACGACGCUCGUGCGUUACAACAAUCCGGUGCUCGUGGUGAAGCACGAAGAGAAGAAAGACGAGGAAAUUAAGGAACGCCCGUCAUCGGCAGGAGGAGCAAUUGUCGAUGCUCGAAAAGAAACCGAGGAAAUUUUGAACUCAAUUUUGCCGCCGAGGACGUGGGAAGAAGAUGGGCAACUUUGGACGCAAACGGUGUCGAGUACGCCAGCGACGCGACAGGAUGUCAUCAAUUUGCAGGAGAUGCUCGACACGAGAUUGCAACAAAGUCAGGCUCGGGAGACGGGAAUUUGUCCCGUGAGACGAGAACUUUACACGCAGUGCUUUGAUGAAUUAAUUCGUCAAGUAACGAUCAACUGUGCAGAACGCGGUUUACUUUUAUUGCGCGUUCGAGACGAGAUCGCGAUGUCAAUGGAGGCUUACGAGACUCUUUACUGCAGCUCCGUCUCUUUUGGCAUGCGCAAAGCCCUCCAAUCGCAAGAAGGCAAGGAAGAAUUACAAGAACGGAUCAAAUUACUCGAAGAAGAGAAAGAUAAACUCUCAAAUUCCAUCACCGACAUGAAAAUCAAAGCAGAACAAGCGGAACGAAGAAAUGCCGAGUUACGAGCUUCAGAAGAGAAAAAACACGCAGAGGAAGUCGCGUUCCUCAAGAAGACGAACACGCAGUUGAAGUCACAAUUGGAGGGAAUUAUUGCAUCAAAGAAGUAA